This is a messenger RNA of Arabis nemorensis, 669 nucleotides long. Lineage: Eukaryota; Viridiplantae; Streptophyta; Magnoliopsida; Brassicales; Brassicaceae. The record is from the annotation of a GenBank genome assembly.
AUGGCAACACAGAGCAACAAAGAGGUUUUCUUGGGUGGAUUCAUGAAUCUUUUUAAACAACAAUGGGAAGUUGAUGUACUCCUCAAGGCCGGAGAGAGUCAUGAUGAUGAGUGUGCAUCACRACCUAUCUCUGCACACAAAUUUGUUCUGGCAGCAAGAUCAGAGGUGUUUAAGAAGAUGCUAGAAUCAGACAAGCUCAAGGAUUCGGUUAAGCUAGAGACGAUCACUCUUUCUGAUAUGAAAGAUGAAGAAGUUGAGGCUUUAGUUGAGUUCAUGUAUAGUGUUGAUGGCUCUAUUUCUAAGGAUGUUCUCAAGAAACAUGCUCAGUCUCUCUAUUUCGCAGCGGACAAGUACGUGAUUCCGCAUCUACGGGACUUAUGCAGAAGCCAUCUAAUAUCAUCUCUUAACUCGUCUAAUGCUCUUAACAUCCUUGAGCUCGCCCAAACCCCUUUUGACAAAGCCCUCAACGAUGCGGCCUUUGCUACUAUCAAAACCAAGAUAAGCGCGAUUGCUAACUCCGCUGAGUUCAAGGUUUUCGUAGUCAAUCACCCAAAUCUGGCUGUGGAGAUAAUGAAGGCUUCUAUUACUCAUCUAAGUUCCAUUACUGAGCCGAGUUCUAUUACUCAGUCUAUUAACUACAGUUGUCAUUAUUGUGGUCGCUACUGCUAA